Priapulus caudatus is the source of this 1590-nucleotide messenger RNA. RefSeq names its product fatty-acid amide hydrolase 1-like. Gene Ontology annotation, biological process: fatty acid catabolic process. The transcript has 9 exons. Gene Ontology annotation, molecular function: amidase activity; fatty acid amide hydrolase activity. NCBI's taxonomy places the organism in Eukaryota, Metazoa, Priapulida, Priapulimorpha, Priapulimorphida, Priapulidae. The record is from RefSeq and is a predicted model, not a curated record. Bases 49 to 945 code for a protein of 298 amino acids.
AUCAGCAAGCAGGGAGGCCGCUCUUCCAUUGCUGGAUGCCACGGAGUAAUGGUGUCGUACGGACCCAUGGGGAGAAAUGUUGCUGAUGUGGCUCUGGCCAUGAAGGCAAUCUGCAGUGAGAUUAUGCAAGAUAUUGAUCCAUUGGUCAUUCCCAUUUCAUUUAGAGAAGAGAUUUAUGAAAGCAAGCGUGCACUCCGCAUUGGCUACUUCGAUGACAAUGGUCACGUCACACCGACCCCAUCCUGCAAACGGGCAGUUCAUCUUUCUAAAGAAAUCCUAGAGCGUCAAGGGCAUGAGCUGGUUCCAUUCAAUCUACCCAGAGGAGGUGAAUACGGUAUGAUGCUGAGCUUAAGAAUUCUGAACGCUGAUGAUGGGAGGACACUGCUGGACUGCUGGAAAGAUGAGGAUGUGGAUGAUACUGUCAAGGGAGUCUACUUUCUUAGUAACUUAUCAAGCAAGAUCAAGGCAGUUGUCGGACGCCUGCUGAAGUUUGUGUACCCCCGCUUUGGAACCCUCGCUCUGCAGUCAAUAGGAUGCAAUGACGUGCACACGCUGUGGAAGUAUUAUAACGAGCGACAGCUGUACAUCGAUGAAGUGAUGGCAGCCUGGAAAACAGCCAAACUAGAUGCACUGAUUUGUCCUGCCUUCUCUUACCCAGCGCUGCCAUACGGAUUUGCACACGACAUGCUUUAUGGCGCCACAUACACUGUGGUGUUCAACCUUUUGGACUUCCCAGCGGGAAUUGUUCCUGUAACCAUGGAAACUAAGGAAGACCAGAAGGCACUGGACAACUAUCCGCGCACUGAUCUUUGGGACCGGAAGAUUGUUGAAGCCACUAGAGGAGCCACUGGGAUGCCUGUGGGAGUACAGUGCGUAACACUACCCUGGAAAGAGGAGCAGUGCCUACGAGUAAUGGGGGAUAUCGAGGCAGGCUUGGAUAAUUAAGGUGCCUGGAGUUGGCUCUUAUAACUCCAGAUUAUUUGUAAUGGGCUGUAUUAAUGCAAAUGUGGAUUUUUUUUUUCAGAAUAUAGAAUCUGUAUACUAAUUAUGCAUUUGCUUAAAGUAAUUGCAAAGCUAUCUGAUUCUAUUUAAAGAUUAUCAAGAAAAUAUUUGCCAUGCAGCAGUUGUAAAAAUAACUUUGCAGUGUAAUACACAUAGACUAAGAGGAGGGACCGAGUAAAAGAAUCGAGUUGUAGCACCACCUCUGCAUACUUUGUCUGACAUAAAAUGAUGGUAUGAUACCCAUGGGCUGAAAAGAGUGGUUUUUGCUCACAGGUUAUCACACUUUUCAGCAAUAUUUUUGGAAGGUCCGAUGAAAGAUUUGAAAGGUCCGAACAUGUAACGUAUGCUUGGCUAAUAGAUCGUUUGGUAACAGUGGAUCAAUUUUUUGAUACAAAACCAAACAUAAACAAACUCAUGUUUGCCCUUGUUUGAUACAAUACAUGUGUCGUCUGCAGGCAUUCCGAGUUACUCGCUUUUGCUUUAUUUCUUCGCAAUUUGCAAUGGUUUAAUGAUGUUUUAUUUGAUGAAAGUGGAGUACUGUAAAUUAUUGAUAGGUCUGACGGACUUUCUGCUUGGAAAUUGCGAAGA